This is a messenger RNA of Daphnia magna, 1805 nucleotides long. RefSeq lists its product as uncharacterized. The record is from RefSeq and is a predicted model, not a curated record. NCBI's taxonomy places the organism in Eukaryota, Metazoa, Arthropoda, Branchiopoda, Diplostraca, Daphniidae. The transcript has 5 exons. Bases 278 to 1315 code for a protein of 345 amino acids.
AGGCAGAAGCGCACAACAAAUAGCUGACGAAACGGGUUGGCUACUGAAACGACAAUGGGAUUUUUUCGCCGCCGAUGUAAUAAACAGUGCAGUGCCAGUACAAGACACAGUUCACAUAGGCGCAAAAUUUCGAACGCGGUUACUGAAAAGAGACCGAGCUACAUUUCUCACAAUAGGUAAAGGGAUUGCUUCGGUGUCUGACCUUGAACAACUCUUAACAGAAGUUACCAAAGGGCAGCACCACUUAAAAAAUGGUGAUCUAAAUUUGCACGACAAAAUGAAUUACGAUGCUGUAAGAAGACUGUGUGACCCUUGUGUCACUGAUAUUCUGUGCGACAAAGUAGCAGGUUCAGAAGUAACGUGCUUCUAUCUUAAGCUAAUGAGACUAAUAACAGCAAGUUAUUUGGAUAAAAGCUUAUCACCACUAGACAGAAUAUAUGGAAUAUGGUAUUCUUGUCUCGCUUUACGGUAUUGGCGACAUUGGCUUCAAGAAAACGGAUACAAACUAGAUAUUAAUUUCAUCACCCUCAACGCGUACAUGUGUGUUGAGAUAAAUGCCCACUCCUUAGUCCUCAUAUCAAGGAGACUAAGAGAGAAUGGAACUCCUCAUCUGUUUCGGCCGUGGCAUUUUGGGAGUCAGAGCUGCGAAUCUUUUUUUCGACUUGUCCGGUCGUUGACUUCAACAGAAUCGACCCAAGUAAAUUUAAGUGGAAAAGGUUUUUUCAGUCGUAGCGAGAGAGCGGAUGCCGCAAACCAACUUCUGGGAGAAGGAGAAAACGAUGGAGUUUAUUUCCCGAGGUUUACUCAUGCUUUUGAAGACCAGAGCCAAGACGAUGGCAAAAAUAUUUCUUUCAAUCUUCCUUCUCAUUUACCCUCCGAUGAGGAAAUCGAACGUAUAAUUCGCAAGGCCAUGGUAGAUGUUGACCAUCAGUUUCAAUUAUUAGGUGUGAAAAUGAGAGGAAAAAAGAAAUUUAUGUUCAAUCAAGAACUAGUUCAACGAAUCAAUGUGUCUCGAAAAGAUAAGGAACACCCUGCAGCAUUGAUUGAUAGCAACUUGCUGUUGGAGUUGGAUGACUCCGGUGCAGAAGAAACAGCGGUCGAGGAAAACGUCCAGCCAUGUCCUGACGCGGGUGAUGAAUAUGACAUAGAUGUACUGAAGUCUCUUGGAAUGGCCCAGCUAAGAGAUUUUUCUCAUUUGGUUUCUCGCCAGCUUGAGUCUAGCGCUUUUGCUAGUAUCAUUUGUAAUAAUGGAUCGCAAAUUGUCGUUAAAAAAGCGCGGUCGUGUGGUUUUGUGAAAAUUCAGUUCGGCGAUUAAGCAAUGAUCGCACUUUACGAGUCAUGCAGUUGGCAAAUUUUUCCGAAAGAAGAAAAGUAAAAAUAACUUCUGUUUCAACUCGAAAAGUUGUACAAAUUGGAGACUGGUGUCUUUUUCGGAAUUUGGAAGGGAAUGGUUUUUUUUUGGGGCGAGUUCUCUCUUUUGCAUACUUUAACAGCACUAAAAAAUCUAUUUCCAUGUUUGAAUGGAUAGUUGAUCAAAAAGACCAUGAGGUUGGGGUACUCUGCAUAUGGUAUAAACUAGAUAUAAAUCAAUCUAUAUUUUCGGGAAAAUUAAUCGAAGUACAUGUCCAUCAUGGUUUUCACCCUUGUGUUUCGUAUAUUUGUAGUUGUCCUUCUCCAACAUUUACGUUUGAUGCCCAAGGUUCAAAACAAUUGUUUUUUACCAAUGCAACAGUUAACCAACUAUCAAAUUUUCUCAAGGACAUGACAUUAUCAAGGGACUAAAUAAACUAUUCCGACUCACUACA